Messenger RNA from Hylaeus anthracinus, 1456 nucleotides. Its product is annotated as protein groucho-like. Gene Ontology annotation, biological process: regulation of DNA-templated transcription; negative regulation of canonical Wnt signaling pathway. The record is from RefSeq and is a predicted model, not a curated record. Bases 13 to 696 code for a protein of 227 amino acids. The transcript has 5 exons. Gene Ontology annotation, cellular component: nucleus; transcription regulator complex. Gene Ontology annotation, molecular function: transcription corepressor activity; protein binding. NCBI's taxonomy places the organism in Eukaryota, Metazoa, Arthropoda, Insecta, Hymenoptera, Colletidae.
CAGUACUACGAGAUGUCGUACGGUAUCACCGUGGAGAUGCACAAGCAGACCGAGAUCGCCAAGAGGUUGAACGCAAUAAUCGUCCAGCUACUACCGUUCCUGGCACAAGAGCAUGGCUUGCAGCAUCAGCAGCAGGUGGCCAACGCCGUCGAGAGAGCGAAGCAAGUCACGACGACCGAGCUAAACGCUAUUAUUGGGCAACAACAGGGUCUACAGCAGCUACUGCAACAGAUUCACGCGCAGCAGCUGCCCCACGGAGCGGUGGUCGGCGGUCUUCCGCCAGGCGGAUUGUUGGGCUUCGCAGGUGCAGCCGCUGCGGCCGCAGCCGCGGUGGUUCCGCCGCAUCUAGCGCCGCCCCCGCAUCCGUCGGCCGCUGCGGUCCAGGCGCAAGCGCAGGCGCUCCUGAAACCGUCGGAUCUGCAACAGCACCGGGCGGCGGCGGAGACUCCCGAGGAUCGUAAGCCGAUCGCCCUCACCGACGACAGACUACGGCGAUCCGUUUCGCCGCCCGAGAAAUUCCGCAGCCGCACCCCCGACCUCGAGAGCGAUCCCAAGAGGCGGAAGGAGGAGAAGCUCGGACACGUGAGUUUAAUCCUUGUUCCUCGUCACGCGCUUCCUCGCGUAUUCCACGGACGCUUUUGUUUUUGCGAGCGCGAGCGCGCGCAACCUUCGACCCACCUGUUACGCGCUAUUUAAGAAUAGGUGGCCCAAGUGUGUGGCGUCGACCAGGACUGAGACUGCUCGGUGGGAUUAUUUUUUUGCGGGUAUUGAGUGCUGGGAAAUUUUUUGAGAAAUUGUUGAGACAGGUAUUAUAUUCGGAUAUUUUUUUUUUUCUUUUUUUUUUUUAUCGAAGCUUUCAAAUCUUAGAAGAGAGAUUUAUUCGAUUUGCAUGUUGUUGGAAAUGUAUAUGUAGAAUUAGGAUUUGUUAAUAUGUGCGAGAUUAAUGUUACUGUUCUUCGAGAAGGACAGAACAACGUUUGCUUUAGUAAACGGACAUAGUGAUGGGUAAAUAUAGUUUAAGUUUACAUAGUCGCUCUAAUGAUUUGAUUCUUUGCUUUACGAAGAGUGGGCACUGCCAAGUAAUGUGAUCAAUGUUCUAUAUGACUAUAAUCGCGCCAAUAUUUAGAGUUACUUAAUAAUUCCACCCUUGCGAGAGAAGCAGUAAAGUUAUUUAUAAUGGCCAGCUCUACAGCGGUGUAUCGUGACAAUUAAUUCGCGCGAGAAUAUUCAGAUAUAUUCGAGUCAAAUAGCAUUUUUAUAAAAUAACUAGGAAAUAUUCAAUCAGUCCCUCGCGACGUACGUGGAAAUCUCGAAAAAUUCGACUAAAGAUCGUGACGAUGCUUCAUCAUUCUAUAUCGUACGAACAAUGCUUUGGGAGGGUUUUUGGAUUGCUGAAUUUGAUAUUCAAAUUUUAUUAUUUUCAAUCCCUUGACUAUCACAAGAUAUUCCAUAAUUG